Molecule: messenger RNA, 1009 nt
Organism: Mya arenaria
Lineage: Eukaryota; Metazoa; Mollusca; Bivalvia; Myida; Myidae
Product: methyltransferase-like protein 27
Exons: 5
Coding region: 72-776 (234 amino acids)
Source: RefSeq, a predicted model, not a curated record
UUAAACUUGCACAUUCAUUACAAUAUUCGCUGAAAAGGUUUCGCUUGCCUUGAUUUAAUAAAUUAAGAAAUAUGGCUCACGAAACAUUGAAGAAAAUUGAAACAGAGUAUCACACCGACGAUGUUUUGGCAUACAAAGCCAAUUACGAAGCAUUCAAAGGUGGUUUAACGAAGCACGAAGUUGCGCAAUAUUAUAACAAAUGGGCGGAAACAGGAGAAUAUGAUGCGCAUUUAAACGAAAACCGCUACUGCGGACCUGAAAGCUGCGCAAGGUCCUUGGCUACAUACUAUCCAGAUAAUGAGAGAGCGCAUGCGCGAAUUCUUGACGUGGCCGCCGGAACUGGUAGACUUGGUGCUGAGUUACAUAACCUGGGCUUCAGACAAAUCGAAGCUCUUGAUCCUUCUACCGGCAUGCUGGCCAAGGCGAAAGACAGGAACGUCUAUACGCACUUCUACAACGAUUUUAUCGGAGUGGACCACCCUGUUCCGGUUGACGACGGAACGUUUGAUGGUCUAGCGGUAUCUGGUGGGUUUGGAGAGGGUCAUAUCCCUUGUACUGCCUUGCAAGAAAUGAUUCGCGUUGUUCGUACAGGAGGAAUGAUCUGCAUCGCGAUGAGGGAAGAAUAUUUGAUCUACGUGUCGGAGUACAAAGGCUCUUUAGAACAGCUCAUGACAGAGCUAGAGAGCGCGGGAAAAUGGAAGCUAGAGGCUAAAGACACAAUACCCAACUACGCUUUUGGGUUGCCUGGUGUCAUUUUCCAGUUUAGGGUGCUAUAGACUAGAUUGAAACUGUCUGAAAGAUAUUGAAUGCUCACUUAUUUGUUCAAAGACAGAAAUAUUCCCUACAUGGGUUUACAUCUACAGUCUAUCAUCAUGUUACUGGUUAAAUAUUUUGCAUCGAUAUUUUAGUUUGUUAAUUGUUAUUUCAUGUUUUUAUUCACAUGUUGUUGUUAUUUAUGUGUUGUUAUCAAUAUGUUUUAUAUAUGAAUUAAAACAAAUAAAAUUGAAAA